AUGGCAUUCACUCCUUCGAACCGACACAAGCUUACGCCCGCCAGCUCUCCCUUCGUCACCAGGACUUCUAGGUCCCCAGGUCCUCAACGGUCCCGUGCCAUCAAUGAGACCUGUCUGUCCCUCAGGCGUGUCAUAGGCACCACUUGCUCCUCGCCCACCGGCUUCGAUUCCGUCUACUCCUCUUUCGCCUACAUUGCUGGCGGAGCUGUUGUAGUGGUUGACGUAUCCGGCGAGCAUUAUUCCCAACGCUUUUACCGAGCCCGUCCCUCGGCAGUCCCCGUCUUUGCCCUUUCACCCGUCUCCCACAUUACCGCGGCGAAUGCCAAUCCGACACCGAAAGCCAAUGACAGUAGGAACAGGACUACCGCUUCACAGAGGGAAUUGGCCUAUCAGACAGCGGAUUCUUCACAGACCUGGACAAGUCGCGAGCGCAUAAAGGCUGCCACUUGCCUUGGCCUCAGCCGGGAUGGACGAUACCUGGCUGUGGGUGAAACGGGCUAUGCUCCCCGUGUCCUCAUCUUCAAUCUCCAAGAUGCCUCUUCCGAUACGCCAUUGGUGUCCAUCAGUGAACACGCAUUUGGAGUCAAGGCCGUAACAUGGUCACCAGACACAAAGUUUUUGGCUUCUCUGGGCGCUGCCAACGAUGGGUUCCUUUACAUAUGGAAGGUUGACACGAGAACUGGCGCCGCCAGGCUCUUUCAACAAAACCGCUGUACCUCUCACGUCAAGGGUAUGGUCUGGAUGGGCAACAAUUUGAUCACAUUGGGUGUCCGUCACAUCAAGGUUUGGAGGGUUGAAGAACCUCCGCCGCCUGUCUCGCCGAUGAAGGCCAAAUUUUCCCAACAGGAGGUGGCCUGUUCAGCCGCCCAGCUGGCCCAGAAACCAUUGCCUGGCCGAAAUAUUCUGUUGGGUUCCAUGCUGGACGCCACGUUCAGCUGCGCUCUUGCACUUGAUGAAAACAGGGCCAUCAUCUGCUCAGAAACGGGCAGUAUCUGUCUCUUGGAUGACACAAACAAGCAAAUGAAACUAACACGACUAUUGGACCUGAACUUCCACGUUAGCUGCAUAUCGAUGAGGAAUGAAACGCUCUACAUCGGCGGGAAGGAUGGUCAGCUAUCAACCCUCGCACUCGAUGGUGUCUUGGAAGGCACCCCUGACCCCACAAUUCACAAUCCUCAUACGUCUGACGGCCUUGUCGCCCUGGGAUUCCUCGCCGAAAACUUCGUCACGAUUGACAGCCGCCGAACGAUCAACAUUUGGAGUCCUGAUCAUAUUCCGGCCGUAUCAUCCGACGACCCGCACCACAUUCCAAUUCCUGGCGCCGGCGACAUUGUAGAGAACAACAUCGAUGGCGAGCAACCGGCCAAUCAGCUAGUGGUGGUGAGAGCCACGAACGAUGGGAGUCUCUUUGUUGUGGGAGACAAGCUUGGCGUUCUUCGCAUCAUUGACGCCUCUACGAGAGUUUGUUUACUCGAAACGAAGGCACAUUCCUCCGAUUGCCAAGAUAUUGCCAUCUUCGAGGACGAGUCAAGGCUCCUUAUCGCCUCAUGCGGCAGAGACCGCACAGCUCAAUUGUUUCAUCGAACAUCCUCCGGUGCAUUUGACCACUUUCAAACGCUGGAAUUUAGCGCCAAGGUCGUCCAGGUUUUGAUACCCUCCCGCGACAAAGUCCUCACUUGCUCGCUGGACCGUACCCUUCAGGUACACGAUCUGGUUACGAAAGAGAGUGACCCUGAUGUCAUGGCAGCCAUUUCUUCAAGGGUUAUUACGCUACGGGCUUCGCCAUCCUCAAUGGUGGUAACACCUCUUGGAAAGUCAAUCUUUGUAUCACUUUUGGAUCGCUCAGUUUGUCAUUUUGACUACAACAAUGGACGGCUCUUGAACUCGUUCAAAUGCCACGACGAAGGAGGGUCCGAGACCGUUGUCUUGGAAUCACUAAAGUACGGCCAAACCGGGGGGGACAUGGGCUUCUUGCUUGGCAUUUCCAACACAGACAAAUCUAUCCGGGUAUACGACGCUCACUCCGGGACCUUCAUGGGCCGUGAAUGGGGUCACACGGAAGCCAUCAACGGUGUGGUCAUGGUCGAGGGCGAGCAGGCUGGCAGAAAGAUUAUCAGUGUCGGAGAGGAUGGGACCAUCAUGGUUUGGGGACUGGACAUACAGUUUCCAGUGACUGGUUCCAGGAACCGCGAUCCUUCGCCUGACAAGACCGCCAGCUCAAGGGCCAACAACCCGUCUGCGCACAGUCGACCGCCACUCAGGAGGGUGUUAUCAAAGGCUGAGCUAGCCGAGUUUCAACGACCAUCUUCAUCCCAUGCCGGCAGCAGCAGACAGCGCCGUCUCUCACCCAGUCGAGCACAACCCCGUCGUUCCUCUCAACAACACGCAGUGACUUCCACCGCACGCACACCAGUAACAUCGGGGAAGCGGGUAAGCCCCGACGGUACCGGAUCAAUCCGAAUCAAACGCAAUGCCCUACGUCGGACAUCUUCAGGAGCAGGCAGCAGAUCCGAAAGCCCGCCUUCCGAGGACAACGGCAUAUACCGUCGUUGCGCAUCCCCCCCGCUUAUCAACGGUGACGUGACACGCGCAGCCUCCACCGUCCGCUCGUCCGCCCGCAAGAAGACCAGUCAGUCAAACCUCCGAAGCAAUACCGCCCCUAGUACAUCGGCAGGGCCCAGCAGCGCCAACGGCUACGGCUUUGGUUCCCUCAGCGCAGCCACCGAGCAGACUUGCCGCCAACUACGAGCCUACCGCAAAAAGCUGGCAAGCUCGGACGCUAUUAGCGGCGACAUCUUGGCCGAACUCGAUGCCGAACUGCGACUUACCGCGGCCGCCCUCGGGGAGCGGGCGAUCCGCAGCCGGAGCAGGAGGCCUCAUUUGCAGAACCACCACAGCUACUGCGGCCACGGCAGCGAUCGUGAACGUGGUCACGGUCAUCACGACAGAGACAAGGCGCUCAGCGAAAGCAUGCUCACCAACCUGCUGGACCAGUAUAGUGAACGGUUGGUCAGCAUGUUGGAUGAGAAGCUGAGGAUAAGGUUGCUCAGCGAGGAAGAGAGGGAGGCGUUGAUGAGUGCAAGGCAGAGUCAGCGGCCGACGACGUCUGGAGGAGGGUCGACGAGCUCGGGGGCGUCGGGGGUUACGGAGGGGAGGAGUGGGAGCAGCUCGAUCGGGAGCACGAUCAUGUGCAUCGAUGGAGAUGGGAUGAUGAUGAUGCAGGAAGAGGAGGACGGUGGGGAGGCGGACGGGGAGACCGAGUGUGACGGAGAGGGAGGGGCAGACACUGAGGCGGAGGAUUUCUGCGGUGAGGAAAGAGGGAGGGAGAGUGGUGGGUUGAAUGAGAGGAUGAUGGGGUUGGAUUUACAUUGCUAGGCAAAUGGCAGAAAGCAAAAGAGGAACCAGGAAAGGAUCAGAAACAAAAAACAACCAAAGUGGACAAGAUACCCCUUCUAAACAACAUUUCCUUUUCUUAUCACGACUUUCAAGAACAAUAACACAACCUACCCACUUGCGCGAGCCACG
Messenger RNA from Neurospora tetrasperma FGSC 2508, 3525 nucleotides. RefSeq lists its product as uncharacterized. The record is from RefSeq and is a predicted model, not a curated record. Gene Ontology annotation, cellular component: mitotic spindle. The coding region runs from base 1 to 3375 and encodes 1124 amino acids. The transcript has 2 exons. Gene Ontology annotation, biological process: regulation of mitotic cell cycle; mitotic spindle organization. Lineage: Eukaryota; Fungi; Ascomycota; Sordariomycetes; Sordariales; Sordariaceae. Gene Ontology annotation, molecular function: protein binding.